This is a messenger RNA of Chanos chanos (milkfish), 1383 nucleotides long. RefSeq names its product solute carrier family 25 member 20 (gene slc25a20). Gene Ontology annotation, cellular component: mitochondrial envelope. Gene Ontology annotation, biological process: mitochondrial transport; carnitine transmembrane transport. Bases 174 to 1079 code for a protein of 301 amino acids. The record is from RefSeq and is a predicted model, not a curated record. Lineage: Eukaryota; Metazoa; Chordata; Actinopteri; Gonorynchiformes; Chanidae. The transcript has 9 exons. Gene Ontology annotation, molecular function: O-acyl-L-carnitine transmembrane transporter activity.
CCCUAGAAAAGCCCUCAUAUAGUUCAGUCAUUCCGCUGUGACUUGUUGAACGGGUCUUUUAUCCUCACUAAGUGCAGCUGUCUGCAGGAGUCUUUUGCAACGCCACUUACUUUUAUAUAUAUAUAAUUUUUUUUUAGAUUUUCGAUCCAGUUUUGUGUACUUAUCGAGUAGCUAUGUCCAAACAACCGCAACCUAUCAGCCCGGGGAAGAAUUUCUUUGCAGGGGGUUUUGGUGGAGUUUGUUUGGUGUUUGCCGGUCAUCCACUCGAUACCAUAAAGGUACGUCUACAAACUCAACCCAAACCAGGUCCUGGACAGACUGCCCUUUACACUGGCACCUUUGACUGUUUCAGACAGACCCUCGCUAAGGAGGGGCUGAAGGGUCUCUACAAGGGCAUGGCAGCUCCCAUCAUUGGAGUCACUCCUAUGUUUGCUGUCUGCUUCUUUGGCUUUGGCCUGGGCAAGAAAUUACAACAGAGACACCCUGAAGAUAUCCUCACAUAUCCUCAGAUUUUUGCUGCAGGAAUGCUCUCUGGGGUAUUCACCACAGCUAUCAUGGCGCCAGGAGAACGCAUCAAAUGUCUCCUGCAGAUCCAGGCUGCAUCACAGGAGGUGAAAUAUGCUGGUCCAAUGGACUGUGUCAAACAGCUUUAUAAAGAAAGCGGCAUCCGUGGAAUCUACAAAGGAACUGCUCUGACACUGAUGAGAGAUGUCCCGGCCAGUGGAAUGUAUUUCAUGACAUAUGAAUGGCUGAAGAAUAUCCUCACACCAGAGGGCAAGAGCCCAAGUGACCUUAGCGUUCCCAGUAUUCUCUUUGCUGGUGGAAUGGCAGGAAUCUUCAACUGGGCUGUUGCUAUUCCCCCUGAUGUGCUGAAAUCUCGUUUCCAGACAGCUCCUGAGGGAAAGUAUCCCAAUGGUUUCCGAGAUGUCCUGCGGGAGCUCAUUAGGGAGGAAGGGGUGGCCUCCCUCUACAAGGGCUUUACAGCUGUAAUGCUGAGAGCUUUCCCUGCCAACGCAGCCUGUUUCCUUGGGUUUGAAGUAGCCAUGAAGUUCCUUAAUUGGAUAGCACCCAACCUGUGACAGCAGAGACAAGACUCAGAGAUGGCGUCUAAAGAGCUCCCCAGACAACGACCACUCACACAGACACAUCAUUUAGAGCAGUACCUGAGGUACUGACAGAAGGUGGAACAUUUAGGCAGCGUUGCUUCACACACCCACGAGCCCACGCAACCCACCCACACACAGAUACACACAACCACCCACACAAUAAUGAUGAAUGUUCACUCUUUAGCUGUUUUUUUUUGUUGUUGGUUUUUUUUUUAUUAGUUUUGUUUGAACAGGAGCGAUGUGCCUUAUCAGGCUGUAAAUCAGUCUCUGCUUUUCA